Bemisia tabaci is the source of this 2015-nucleotide messenger RNA. RefSeq names its product pescadillo homolog. The record is from RefSeq and is a predicted model, not a curated record. Gene Ontology annotation, biological process: ribosome biogenesis; maturation of LSU-rRNA from tricistronic rRNA transcript (SSU-rRNA, 5.8S rRNA, LSU-rRNA). Gene Ontology annotation, cellular component: nucleolus; PeBoW complex. Gene Ontology annotation, molecular function: RNA binding. Lineage: Eukaryota; Metazoa; Arthropoda; Insecta; Hemiptera; Aleyrodidae.
UGAAAGUUGAGUGCCGACCGAGCACGUGUUGAAUUGUUUUUCUUUGAGGUUAAACCACCAUAAAUCUUUGCAAAUUAAUUGCAAAUGCAGUAGUUGUAAGUUCUAGUAAUUUUUAAAUAGUUCAUCGCCGAAAUGGGUAAAAGGAAGAAGAAGUUCACCGAGGGAGAGGCUACCGAGUACAUCUCCAGGAAUGUGGCACUUAAAAAACUGCAGCUCAACCUGAAGCAGUUUCGAACUCUUUGUAUUUUAAAAGGGAUCUACCCACGAGAACCAAAAGAAAGGAAACGUGCCCAAGGAGGAAAGGGUGGAAUCAAAACUUUGUAUGCCAAGAAAGACAUCCAGUUUUUGCUUCAUGAACCUAACAUCUGGAAGCUUUGGGAAGGACAGGCUUUGAACAAGAAGAAGAUUAAAGCCAAACAUGCUGGAAACUUCGAACAUCUGCGCGUUCUCACAAAGAACAAGCCUAGACUGAAAAUGGAUCAUAUAAUUAAAGAAAGGUACCCAACAUUUAUAGACGCCCUCAGUGAUCUAGAUGAUUGUUUGACAAUGUGUUUCUUCUAUGCAACACUUCCAAAAUUCUCCAAAGUUCCAAGAGCUAUUGUUAAUUUAGCCAGACGAUUAACUCUUGAAUUUCAACAUGCCGUGAUCGCCUCUCGCAGCCUUCGUAAAGCAUUUAUCUCUGUCAAAGGUUUCUAUUUCCAAGCUGAAAUUAAAGGGCAAACAAUAACAUGGACUGUGCCCCAUCAGUUUACCUUUAAUCCGGCAUCAAAAUUGGAAGCUGACUUUGGUACCAUGUCGACAUUUGUUCAGUUUUACAUCAACUUACUUGGAUUUGUUAACUUCAAGCUGUUUCACCAAUUGAAUCUUGUGUACCCGCCAAAAUUGAAUUUUGUUUCUGUGACCAAAACUGAAAAGUCACUAGUAGAUCCUGAAACUUAUAUAAUGGAAAGAGUUGCUGCGCUGAAUACACCUCUAAUGAGAGCUGGGCCUGCUCCUGUCGAUGAUGAUGUUGAGUUGGAUCAAUUUCCGGAUGGCGAUGAUCCAGAAGAAGCAGAGAGGGUGAAAAAAGAAUUUGAACAGGUGGCAAAAUUGAAAACAUUAUUCAAUGGACUGAAAGUUUUCCUCAAUCGAGAGGUCCCCCGUGAGCCGUUAGUCUUUAUUUUGCGCUGUUUUGGUGCAGAAGUCUCAUGGGACAAAACAACUUUUGUAGGAGCUACAUUUUCUGAAGAUGAUGAAACCAUCACUCACCAGAUCGUUGAUAGACCAAGUGUGGAAAAAAAGUUUAUUUCCAGAUAUUAUGUCCAGCCGCAAUGGGUUUUUGAUUGUGUGAAUCGAAGAGAAUUGAUCCCAACUGAUCAGUAUUUAAUCGGUGCUGAGUUGCCUGCUCAUUUAUCUCCAUUUGUUUCAUCCACAUCUACCACUCGUUAUGUUCCACCAGAAGAAAGGGCUCUCCAUGACCCAACUGUUAUGCUCAACAGAGGGGAAGACUCGGAUGAAAUUUCAUCAGCAGAAGAAGAAGAUGAAGAUGAUGAGAGUGAAAACAACAGUGAUUCAGAAAAUGAAGAAGGUGAUGAAAAUGAGAUGGAGCAGGAACAAAUUAGUCACGCAGGAAAUGAAAAAUUAGACAAUGAAGCCCUGACUGAAGAGGAAAGGAAAGAAAAAUUGAGACAAGAGAAGAAAGCAGAAAUGGCUGUUGCUGCCGGUAAAGUGCCUCGUUUUAACCCUUACGAUAAAUUUAGAUCCAACAAAGAAGAACAGUCUUUGAUUGAGAAAAUGAUUCCAAGAAAGAAACAGUACUUGUACAACCUAAUGAUGAAGAGGCGACAAGAGCGUGCCAGCAAAGUUCGAAAUUUCGCUCGUAAACGAGAAUUGAUCGAAAAAGAGGAGAAAAUCAAGAGGAAAGUCCAAAAGAAAAUUGAGCGAAAAAAGUCUGUUGCAGCUAUGAUGGCUGAAUAAACCUGUUUUAAUACUAGAUGUAUAUUUGUACAAAAUUUAUUAUAAUAUUUUUAAAUAAC